Molecule: messenger RNA, 2006 nt
Organism: Ceratotherium simum simum (southern white rhinoceros)
Lineage: Eukaryota; Metazoa; Chordata; Mammalia; Perissodactyla; Rhinocerotidae
Gene: CHRNA5
Product: cholinergic receptor nicotinic alpha 5 subunit
Biological process (GO): monoatomic ion transmembrane transport
Cellular component (GO): postsynaptic membrane
Molecular function (GO): acetylcholine-gated monoatomic cation-selective channel activity; transmembrane signaling receptor activity
Source: RefSeq, a predicted model, not a curated record
AAAAUCGUGUAAAUUAAAGCAUGUUUAUUUUGUAUUUAUGGUUGACAAAUGAACUUUACUUCAAUACAUCUAUUUUCUAGGUUUGGAAUUUUAUGGUAAGCAACCCCCCUAGCCCUGGUAAUUUAAAAGCUUUUGUUACUUAGAUUUUUAAGUGAUUCUGUAUUAAGUGCUGAGUGCUUCUUAAGGAACUCAGCAUAUUUGCAUGUGAGUAAUCUGAUUUAAGAUUAUAAAGAAAUAUAUCUAAACCAGAGGGUCCCUUAUUGAUCACAAACAUUUGUAUUAACAUUUCAUUUUAAAAGCUCCACUAAUAAUAGCCUAAAUAAUACUUUGGUUCAUUAAUAAUGCUGAACUUUCUUUAAAGUAAACGUGUUUGGUGGGAGAGAAGCCAGUACACUAACUUUUAAAAAUUUAUUAUACAGGAUUAGCUGAACCAUCCUCUGUUGCAAAACAUGAAGAUAGUUUGUUUAAGGAUCUAUUUCAAGACUACGAAAGAUGGGUUCGUCCUGUGGAAUACCUGAAUGACAAAAUAAAAAUAAAGUUUGGCCUUGCAAUAUCUCAAUUAGUGGAUGUGGAUGAGAAAAAUCAGUUAAUGACAACAAAUGUCUGGUUGAAACAGGAAUGGAUAGAUGUGAAAUUAAGAUGGAACCCUGAUGACUAUGGUGGAAUAAAAGUUAUACGUGUGCCUUCAGACUCUCUCUGGACACCAGACAUUGUUUUGUUUGAUAAUGCAGAUGGACGUUUUGAAGGGGCCAGUACGAAAACAGUCGUCAGGUACGAUGGCACUGUCACCUGGACUCCUCCAGCAAACUACAAAAGUUCCUGCACCAUAGAUGUCACGUUUUUCCCAUUUGAUCUCCAAAACUGUUCCAUGAAAUUUGGUUCUUGGACUUACGAUGGAUCACAGGUUGAUAUAAUUUUAGAGGACCAAGAUGUAGACAAGAGAGAUUUUUUUGAUAAUGGAGAAUGGGAAAUUGUGAGUGCAACAGGAAGCAAAGGAAACAGAACUGAUAGCUGUUGCUGGUAUCCUUAUAUCACUUACUCAUUUGUAAUUAAGCGUCUGCCUCUCUUUUAUACCUUGUUCCUUAUUAUACCCUGUAUUGGGCUCUCGCUUUUAACCGUACUUGUCUUCUAUCUUCCUUCACAUGAAGGUGAAAAGAUUUCUCUCUGCACCUCAGUACUUGUUUCUUUGACUGUCUUCCUUCUGGUUAUUGAAGAGAUCAUACCCUCCUCUUCAAAAGUAAUACCUCUGAUUGGAGAGUAUCUGGUGUUUACCAUGAUUUUUGUGACACUGUCAAUUAUGGUGACUGUCUUUGCUAUCAACAUUCAUCAUCGUUCUUCCUCAACGCAUAAUGCUAUGGCACCUUGGGUCCGCAAGAUAUUUCUUCAGAAGCUUCCAAAACUGCUUUGCAUGAGAAGUCAUGUAGAUAGGUACUUUACUCAGAAAGAGGAAACUGAGAGCGGUAGUGGACCAAAAUUUUCUAGAAACACAUUGGAAGCUGCGCUUGAUUCUAUUCGAUAUAUUACAAGACACGUCACGAAGGAGAAUGAUGUCCGUGAGGUUGUUGAAGAUUGGAAAUUCAUAGCCCAGGUUCUUGAUCGGUUGUUUCUGUGGACUUUUCUUCUGGUUUCGAUUGUUGGAUCUCUUGGGCUUUUUGUUCCCGUUAUUUAUAAAUGGGCAAAUAUAAUAGUACCAGUUCAUAUUGGAAAUGCAAAUAAGUGAUACUUCUCAAGGGAUUGUAGUAGGAAUUUAGUUACCAAAAAGGUAUAUAUCAUAUGGCACCUAUAAAAUUAUGAAAAUGUAAAUUGUUUAAAAUUUGAUGCAAGCUUUAACAGAUUAACAGUUGCUAACAUCAGUUUAUUUUAAUAGAUUGCCCAUUAGAACAUCUACCUGCGUGACUAAAGUAAUAACCGAUGGAUCUUCUAAAAAUCGCAGCAAAAUAUUAUCUGAAUUAUACUAGUAAAAAUCUAAUGUUUGUGUCCUGGCAAAUAAUACUAAUUUGUAAUCA